UCGCGACCAUGAAGGUCCUUGACGCAGGCGACCACCCUCUCUCCAACGCCGACGUCCUCGACUGGGUCCAACGCAAACGUGCCCAGCACGCCGCCGAAGACGCCGAAGACAAAUUCAAAGCAAAGUCCAAAAAGGACUUCGUCCCAGCUCAGCGCCCCAAGAACUUCAUGCGCAUGCUCGACCGCACCGAACGCGAGCUCGCCUCAGAAAAAUACCCCUACACCAAAAACCCUUCAGCGUAUUCAGGCGACGCCCGUAAAUCCGCAUUCCAAGCUUUCGUGCUUGAAGCAGAAAAUGUUAUCCAAGAUGCUCUCCAGGACGAAUGGAGGGAGAAAUUACAAGGCAUGUCGCGAGAACAGAUCGAUAAGGAGUUUGAGCCGGUACAGGAAAUGAAGUGUUUAACCGAGCCGGAAAUGCUCAUGCUGUAUAAUCAUGCGCCGCAGUGUGUGGAGAUGCUGCAGCCUAUGAUUGAGAAUUGUGAGGAGAGGUUUACGGCAGAGGAACAGCAGAUGCUGGUUGAUGUUGUGGUCAGGGUUUUGAGACCCGAUGAGGUGCCAAGUGAGGGUUAGGAACUUCCUUUGCAUCCUCGUGGGGACCAUGGUACCAAAAAGAGAACUGAUUCUAUGGAAAUGGAUAGGUUUUUCGAGGGAGUGAGAGGGCUGGGGAGGAAGAGAAUUCAGCAGGAGGCUGACGCUUGGGGAAUGAGCGCCGAGAACUGAUCCAGAAAUCUCGUCAAGCAUUAGAGACACGUUUUGUCGGUGUCGGUGUCUUGUACUGGAUACCGAC
Messenger RNA from Pseudocercospora fijiensis CIRAD86, 786 nucleotides. RefSeq lists its product as uncharacterized. Gene Ontology annotation, molecular function: nucleotide binding. Gene Ontology annotation, biological process: transcription initiation at RNA polymerase III promoter. Gene Ontology annotation, cellular component: RNA polymerase III complex. The record is from RefSeq and is a predicted model, not a curated record. The transcript has a single exon. The coding region runs from base 168 to 569 and encodes 133 amino acids. NCBI's taxonomy places the organism in Eukaryota, Fungi, Ascomycota, Dothideomycetes, Mycosphaerellales, Mycosphaerellaceae.